AUGUCCAUGCAGUGCCAGGAGCCCUCAGAGAAGGGCGAGACAGGGACCCAGAGCCGGCGGGGCAGCCCGGGUGCGGCCGAGGAGCCGCCCCCCGAAGAGGCGCGCCUGGCCCACGCCCUGCGGGAACUCCGGGAAGCUGGUUGGUACUGGGGACGCCUGACGGUUCUGGAAGCCAAUGAGAAAUUAAAAGAGACCCGAGAAGGAACUUUCUUGAUUCGAGACAGUUCGCAUUCAGGCUACCUCCUAACCAUAUCCGUCAAAACAUCAGCUGGACCAACUAAUCUGCGCAUUGAAUACCAAAAUGGGACGUUCAGGUUGGACUCUUUCGUCUGUGUCCAGUCCAGGCUUAAGCAGUUUGAAAGUGUGGUUCAUCUGGUUGACUACUAUGUUCAGAUGAGCAAGGAGAAGCGGACAGACCCUGAAGCCCUCGGCACCGGUAAUGUCCACCUUUACCUGACCCAACCGCUCUACAUGUCUACGCCACCGCUGCAGCAUCUCUGUAGACUGACCAUUAACAAAUGUACCAGCACCAUCUGGGAACUGCCUUUACCAACAAGACUCAAAAAUUACUUGGAAGAGUAUAAAUUCCAGGUAUAA
Sorex fumeus (smoky shrew) is the source of this 597-nucleotide messenger RNA. RefSeq names its product suppressor of cytokine signaling 2-like. Bases 1 to 597 code for a protein of 198 amino acids. The record is from RefSeq and is a predicted model, not a curated record. NCBI's taxonomy places the organism in Eukaryota, Metazoa, Chordata, Mammalia, Eulipotyphla, Soricidae. Gene Ontology annotation, molecular function: 1-phosphatidylinositol-3-kinase regulator activity. Gene Ontology annotation, biological process: intracellular signal transduction; phosphatidylinositol phosphate biosynthetic process. The transcript has a single exon. Gene Ontology annotation, cellular component: phosphatidylinositol 3-kinase complex.